This is a messenger RNA of Rhodofomes roseus, 2672 nucleotides long. RefSeq names its product clasp N terminal-domain-containing protein. The record is from RefSeq and is a predicted model, not a curated record. Gene Ontology annotation, biological process: mitotic spindle assembly. Gene Ontology annotation, molecular function: microtubule binding. The transcript has 2 exons. The coding region runs from base 279 to 2588 and encodes 769 amino acids. Gene Ontology annotation, cellular component: microtubule organizing center; spindle microtubule; cytoplasmic microtubule. NCBI's taxonomy places the organism in Eukaryota, Fungi, Basidiomycota, Agaricomycetes, Polyporales, Fomitopsidaceae.
ACGCGCAAGCACUAGUCAGCAUAGUGAAAGUUAUCAGACGCGAGCUAGUACCAACUUCGCCGGCAGUGUGCAUAUCCACCGUGUGGAUCGCUGUGUUCGUCUCCCCUUGUCCUGAUACAAGCCUCUGGUAUACGUCCAUAUUCUUUGUCAAACACAGUCCUAGCUGGAGGAUGAGUGAAUCUUGGUAUUGGCGCGAUAAGUAUCUCGCUUUCAAUCUCUGAGAGUUAGACCCGCCGCGCGCGUCUAUUGCGGCUCGCCACAACGCGAUCACGUGCAACAUGAGGCCACGGUUGGUUCAACAUGAGGCUUCAGGACGUGCUUCGGCAGCGACUCAGAUACGAACCACAACAUCAACGACACCUCACUCAACUAUGGCCCCCAAACCACCUCCGAAUCUCAUAAAGUGCCAGACUCCUGCAGCAUACGCGCACCAGCUGGAAUCCUUGCGCGACGCACUGUCGAUUCCCGAGUCCGAAGAGACAUGGGAUAGGAUAUUGCAUUCGAUGCUUACAUUUACCUCCCUUGUGAGGGCCAAUGCCCCUACAUGGGCCCAGGAGACCGUCGUGUCUGUGCGCCCGAUAUCGCGGUCCCUCAACAACUCUGUCAACUCUGAACGCUCUCGGUUGUCCGGGGCGGCUAUCGAGCUCGUCACAACAUUGAUAACAACCCUCGGCCCGUCUUUCGAGGGCCUUAUCCCCCUCUUCCUGCCGACGCUCCUCGGGUUGUGCAUCCGCCCGAACAAAGUCUUCCAGUCCCGUGCGCGACAAUGCUUGCUCGCCACUAUCGAUCAUUCUCUCUCCCCGUCGCUCUUGCCUUACUUUGCUGAAUCGGUGAAGGAUAAGUCUGCGUCGCUGCGCCUCAUUGCGGCGGAGUGCGUUAUGGCCUGCUUGAACAGCCUGAACCCUCCCGAUUUGGAGAAGGAGCCGAGGGCGCGGGAGAUAGAGAUCAUCAUCAGGUCGACGGCGACGGAUGCGAGCGCGGAUGUGAGGAAGAUUGGGAGGAAGAUAUUCGAGGCGUACAAGCUUGUGUUGCCGUCGAGGGUGGAUAAGUGCGUAUGCUGUUGGUUUCUCGGAGUGCUUGUUGACGACCGUGACGCUAGAUUCACUCAACCUCUCACGCCGACGAUCAGGAAGUACCUAGACAUCAAACCGAAACCGAUUGCUGCUACACACUCCAACCCUCAGAGUCGCCCACCCUCUGCACAGUCAACUCGCUCCAACGAUGGCAAGCUGCCGCCCUUGCAGUUUUCAUCUUCCACGUCGUCCUUGAAGCCCACUUCGGGCACAUCGUCUACGCAGAUUGCACCGUCGAGUCGGGUGCACAUACGUUCUGCGUCUUCGUCGGAUCUUGUUGGGUCAUCAGCCCAUUCUACAGCAGCGACCAGGCAGAGACAGAUUUCGGGGGCUGGUGCUGCGUCAACACAGCGUUCUGCAGCUGCUAGGACGAACAUGCCUCCCCCCGCGAUUGUCCCGAACAGGAGCGGCAGGCCAGUUGUCGCCGCAGACGAGAAGGGCAAGAGCCGUCCACAACGAGCCAACACGGACCCCAGCGAGGACAGACUUUUCCAGUCCACACCGGCGGAGGCACCGUCGCGUUCUGCCAGCUCAACGACGGCGAGUCGACCCGAUCCUGGUCCGCUGCGACCGCAAGGCGGGACGUCUGGCCCGCGGAGAGCGGCACCCGUGAGCCGUGAGGAUGCCCUGCAGGACCAGGCCGGGCGCGGGAGGACAGGGCCUAUCCGUCCUGCUACGAGUAUGGCGGCGAUGCCUCCUUCGAGACCGGACGCGGCGGACAGACCUCAGCGCGUCGUUGGCGGGGCGCGGCGGGUGCCACGCAUGCCCCCGCCAGAAACACAACCGACGGCGUCGUCAGAUGCGAAACAUGGAGCCGAUGUUGCUGAACGCACGGCACCGACACCACUCGGGCCUGUGAAGACUUCUCAUGGGGCGGACGCACGCGGCGGCGCUGCGGCCAAGGCUGUCGCUCAGAAGAGCAAGCUGACCAAGCCUGCUGUGACGAAGGCGAACGAGAGGGCGAAACCGAUCCCGAAGACGGAGUCCACGCACCGCGCAGGCACGUCUCAUGGGAGUACGACUCAGAAGGGGCGCAGCGACAAGUUCGUACCAGCCAAACGCGGAGGGCACUCGCGCUCUGUUUCCCGGGACAAGACGGCUGGGGAAAGCAAGGAAAACGUGCAUGAACGCGGGAAGGAAGUGCCCGAGAGCGCAGCUCAGCCGGCAGAGAUACCCUUACCACCUAGUCCACGGCAGAACGCGACGGUGCCGCCGUCCGAGGUGCCUCUGCCUCCAAGUCCGCAGCAGGCCCAGUGCCGUCCUGUCGUGCCCAAGGUCGAGAUUUCGAACGAUCCGGCGACGCCAGACCGCCCGCGUAGUGCCCCUGAGCGUGUCGGCACCGUCGCGCAAACGCCUAUAUCUGCCCUCGUCGCUGACAUUGAGCGCGGAUUUCUGUUUACACCUGGAGACCCGCUCUCUCCUGCUCAGGGUUAUGCCGAGCAGAAGAGUAGCGUGCCUGUGCUUCCUCCUCUGCGAGCCCUUAGGACUAGCAGACUAUCUGAUAUCACGGAAUGAAAACACCAUCUUGUUUUCGAUUAUAGCGAUGCAUAGCAGAGGGUGUAUGGCAGUGCGUAUUGGUUGUAACCAGGGUGCUCGACU